Molecule: messenger RNA, 7113 nt
Organism: Schistocerca gregaria
Lineage: Eukaryota; Metazoa; Arthropoda; Insecta; Orthoptera; Acrididae
Exons: 4
Coding region: 1-7113 (2370 amino acids)
Source: RefSeq, a predicted model, not a curated record
AUGACUCAGAGCAAUGACUUCGGCUCACUGAGCUGCAGUGUAACUUUUCAAGUGACUCAGAGCUUCGACUUCGUCUCACUGAGCUGCAGUGUAACUUGUCAUGUGACUCAGAGCUUCGACUUCGGCUCACUGAGCUGCAGUGUAACUUGUCAAGUGACUCAGAGCUUUGAAUUCGUUUCACUGAGCUGCAGUGUAACUUGUCAAGUGACUCAGAGCUUCGACUUCGGCUCACUGAGCUGCAGUGUAACUUGUCAAGUGACUCUGAGCUUCGACUUCGUCUCACUGAACUGUAGUGUAACUUGUCAAGUGACUCAGAGCUUCGACUUCGGCUCACUGAGCUGCAGUGUAACUUGUCAAAUGACUCAGAGCUUCGACUUCGUCUCUCUGAGCUGCAGUGUAACUUGUCAAAAGACUCAGAGCUUCGAAUACGGCUCACUGAGCUACAGUGUAACUAGUCAAAUGACUCAGAGUUUCGACUUCGGCUCACUGAGCUGCAGUGUAACUUGUCAAGUGACUCAGAGCUUCGACUUCGGCUCACUGAGCUGCAUUGUAACUUGUCAAGUGACUCAGAGCUUCGACUUCGUCUCACUGAGCUGCAGUGAAAGUUGUCAAAUGACUCAGAGCUUCGACUUCGUCUCACUGAGCUGCAGUGUUUCUUGUCAAGUGACUCAGAGCUUCGACUUCGGCUCACUGAGCUGCAGUGUGACUUGUGAAAUGACUCAGAGCUUCGACUUCGGCUCCCUGAGCUGCAGUGUAACUUGUCACAUGACUCAGUGCUUCGACUUCUUCUCACUGAGCUGCAGUGUAACUUGUCAAAAGACUCAGAGCUUCGAAUACGGCUCACUGAGCAACAGUGUAACUAGUCAAAUGACUCAGAGUUUCGACUUCGGCUCACUGAGCUGCAGUGUAACUUGUCAAGUGACUCAGAGCUUCGACUUCUGCUCACUGAGCUGCAGUGUAACUUGUCAAGUGACUCAGAGCUUCGACUUCGGCUCACUGAGUUGCAGUGUAACUUGUCAAAUGACACAGAGCUUCGACGUCGGCUCACUGAGCUGCAGUGUAAAUUGUCAAGUGACUCAGAGCUUCGACUUCGGCUCACUGAGCUGCAGUGUAACUUGUCAAGUGACUCAGAGCUUCGACUUCGUCUCACUGAGCUGCAGUGUAACUUGUCAAGUGACUCACAGCUUCGACGUCGUCUCACUGAGCUGCAGUGUAACUUGUCAAAUGACUCAGAGCUUCGUCCUCAGCUCACGGAGCUGCAGUGUAACUUGUCAAGUGACUCAGAGCUUCGCCUUCUGCUCACUGAGCUGCAGUGUAACUUGUCAAAUGACACAGAGCUUCGACUUCAUCUCACUGAGCUGCAGUGUAACUUGUCAAGUGACUCAGAGCUUCGACUUUGGCUCACUGAGCUGCAGUGUAAUUUGUCAAGUGACUCAGAGCUUCGAAUUCGGCUCACUGAGCUGCAGUGUAACUUGUCAAGUGACGCAGAGCUUCAACUUCGGCUCACUGAACUGCAGUGUAACUUGUCAAGUGACUCAGAGCUUCGCCUUCUGCUCACUGAGCUGCAGUGUAACUUGUCAAAUGACACAGAGCUUCGACUUCAUCUCACUGAGCUGCAGUGUAACUUGUCAAGUGACUCAGAGCUUCGACUUCGGCUCACUGAGCUGCAGUGUAACUUGUCAAGUGACUCAGAGCUUCGACUUCGUCUCACUGAGCUGCAGUGUAACUUGUCAAAUGACUCAGAGCUUCGACUUCGUCUCACUGAGCUGCAGUGUAACUUGUCAAGUGACUCAGAGAUUCGACUUCGGGUCUUUGAGCUGCAGUGUAACUUAUCAGGUGACUCAGAGCUUCCACUGCAGCUCACUUAACUGCAGUGUAACUUGUCAAGUGACUCACAGCUUCGACUUCGGCUCACUGAGCUGCAGUGUAACUUGUCAAAUGACUCAGAGCAAUGACUUCGGCUCACUGAGCUGCAGUAGCUGCAGUGAAACUUGUCAAGUGACUCAGAGCCUCGAAUUCGGCUCACUGAGAUGCAGUGUAACUUGUCAAGUGACUCAGAGCUUCGACUUCGGCUCACUGAGCUGCAGUGAAACUUGUCAAGUGACUCAGAGCCUCGAAUUCGGCUCACUGAGAUGCAGUGUAACUUGUCAAAUGACUCAGAGCAAUGACUUCGGCUCACUGAGCUGCAGUGUAACUUUUCAAGUGACUCAGAGCUUCGACUUCGUCUCACUGAGCUGCAGUGUAACUUGUCAUGUGACUCAGAGCUUCGACUUCGGCUCACUGAGCUGCAGUGUAACUUGUCAAGUGACUCAGAGCUUUGACUUCGUUUCACUGAGCUGCAGUGUAACUUGUCAAGUGACUCAGAGCUUCGACUUCGGCUCACUGAGCUGCAGUGUAACUUGUCAAGUGACUCUGAGCUUCGACUUCGUCUCACUGAACUGUAGUGUAACUUGUCAAGUGACUCAGAGCUUCGACUUCGGCUCACUGAGCUGCAGUGUAACUUGUCAAAUGACUCAGAGCUUCGACUUCGUCUCUCUGAGCUGCAGUGUAACUUGUCAAAAGACUCAGAGCUUCGAAUACGGCUCACUGAGCUACAGUGUAACUAGUCAAAUGACUCAGAGUUUCGACUUCGGCUCACUGAGCUGCAGUGUAACUUGUCAAGUGAUUCAGAGCUUCGACUUCGGCUCACUGAGCUGCAUUGUAACUUGUCAAGUGACUCAGAGCUUCGACUUCGUCUCACUGAGCUGCAGUGAAACUUGUCAAAUGACUCAGAGCUUCGACUUCGUCUCACUGAGCUGCAGUGUUUCUUGUCAAGUGACUCAGAGCUUCGACUUCGGCUCACUGAGCUGCAGUGUGACUUGUGAAAUGACUCAGAGCUUCGACUUCGGCUCCCUGAGCUGCAGUGUAACUUGUCACAUGACUCAGUGCUUCGACUUCUUCUCACUGAGCUGCAGUGUAACUUGUCAAAAGACUCAGAGCUUCGAAUACGGCUCACUGAGCAACAGUGUAACUAGUCAAAUGACUCAGAGUUUCGACUUCGGCUCACUGAGCUGCAGUGUAACUUGUCAAGUGACUCAGAGCUUCGACUUCUGCUCACUGAGCUGCAGUGUAACUUGUCAAGUGACUCAGAGCUUCGACUUCGGCUCACUGAGUUGCAGUGUAACUUGUCAAAUGACACAGAGCUUCGACGUCGGCUCACUGAGCUGCAGUGUAAAUUGUCAAGUGACUCAGAGCUUCGACUUCGGCUCACUGAGCUGCAGUGUAACUUGUCAAGUGACUCAGAGCUUCGACUUCGUCUCACUGAGCUGCAGUGUAACUUGUCAAGUGACUCACAGCUUCGACGUCGUCUCACUGAGCUGCAGUGUAACUUGUCAAAUGACUCAGAGCUUCGUCCUCAGCUCACGGAGCUGCAGUGUAACUUGUCAAGUGACUCAGAGCUUCGCCUUCUGCUCACUGAGCUGCAGUGUAACGUGUCAAAUGACACAGAGCUUCGACUUCAUCUCACUGAGCUGCAGUGUAACUUGUCAAGUGACUCAGAGCUUCGACUUUGGCUCACUGAGCUGCAGUGUAACUUGUCAAGUGACUCAGAGCUUCGAAUUCGGCUCACUGAGCUGCAGUGUAACUUGUCAAGUGACGCAGAGCUUCAACUUCGGCUCACUGAACUGCAGUGUAACUUGUCAAGUGACUCAGAGCUUCGCCUUCUGCUCACUGAGCUGCAGUGUAACUUGUCAAAUGACACAGAGCUUCGACUUCAUCUCACUGAGCUGCAGUGUAACUUGUCAAGUGACUCAGAGCUUCGACUUCGGCUCACUGAGCUGCAGUGUAACUUGUCAAGUGACUCAGAGCUUCGACUUCGUCUCACUGAGCUGCAGUGUAACUUGUCAAAUGACUCAGAGCUUCGACUUCGUCUCACUGAGCUGCAGUGUAACUUGUCAAGUGACUCAGAGAUUCGACUUCGGCUCAUUGAGCUGCAGUGUAACUUAUCAGGUGACUCAGAGCUUCCACUGCAGCUCACUUAACUGCAGUGUAACUUGUCAAGUGACUCACAGCUUCGACUUCGGCUCACUGAGCUGCAGUGUAACUUGUCAAGUGACUCAGAGCUUCGACUUCGGCUCACUGAGCUGCAGUAGCUGCAGUGAAACUUGUCAAGUGACUCAGAGCCUCGAAUUCGGCUCACUGAGAUGCAGUGUAACUUGUCAAGUGACUCAGAGCUUCGACUUCGGCUCACUGAGCUGCAGUGAAACUUGUCAAGUGACUCAGAGCCUCGAAUUCGGCUCACUGAGAUGCAGUGUAACUUGUCAAAUGACUCAGAGCAAUGACUUCGGCUCACUGAGCUGCAGUGUAACUUUUCAAGUGACUCAGAGCUUCGACUUCGUCUCACUGAGCUGCAGUGUAACUUGUCAUGUGACUCAGAGCUUCGACUUCGGCUCACUGAGCUGCAGUGUAACUUGUCAAGUGACUCAGAGCUUUGACUUCGUUUCACUGAGCUGCAGUGUAACUUGUCAAGUGACUCAGAGCUUCGACUUCGGCUCACUGAGCUGCAGUGUAACUUGUCAAGUGACUCUGAGCUUCGACUUCGUCUCACUGAACUGUAGUGUAACUUGUCAAGUGACUCAGAGCUUCGACUUCGGCUCACUGAGCUGCAGUGUAACUUGUCAAAUGACUCAGAGCUUCGACUUCGUCUCUCUGAGCUGCAGUGUAACUUGUCAAAAGACUCAGAGCUUCGAAUACGGCUCACUGAGCUACAGUGUAACUAGUCAAAUGACUCAGAGUUUCGACUUCGGCUCACUGAGCUGCAGUGUAACUUGUCAAGUGAUUCAGAGCUUCGACUUCGGCUCACUGAGCUGCAUUGUAACUUGUCAAGUGACUCAGAGCUUCGACUUCGUCUCACUGAGCUGCAGUGAAACUUGUCAAAUGACUCAGAGCUUCGACUUCGUCUCACUGAGCUGCAGUGUUUCUUGUCAAGUGACUCAGAGCUUCGACUUCGGCUCACUGAGCUGCAGUGUGACUUGUGAAAUGACUCAGAGCUUCGACUUCGGCUCCCUGAGCUGCAGUGUAACUUGUCACAUGACUCAGUGCUUCGACUUCUUCUCACUGAGCUGCAGUGUAACUUGUCAAAAGACUCAGAGCUUCGAAUACGGCUCACUGAGCAACAGUGUAACUAGUCAAAUGACUCAGAGUUUCGACUUCGGCUCACUGAGCUGCAGUGUAACUUGUCAAGUGACUCAGAGCUUCGACUUCUGCUCACUGAGCUGCAGUGUAACUUGUCAAGUGACUCAGAGCUUCGACUUCGGCUCACUGAGUUGCAGUGUAACUUGUCAAAUGACACAGAGCUUCGACGUCGGCUCACUGAGCUGCAGUGUAAAUUGUCAAGUGACUCAGAGCUUCGACUUCGGCUCACUGAGCUGCAGUGUAACUUGUCAAGUGACUCAGAGCUUCGACUUCGUCUCACUGAGCUGCAGUGUAACUUGUCAAGUGACUCACAGCUUCGACGUCGUCUCACUGAGCUGCAGUGUAACUUGUCAAAUGACUCAGAGCUUCGUCCUCAGCUCACGGAGCUGCAGUGUAACUUGUCAAGUGACUCAGAGCUUCGCCUUCUGCUCACUGAGCUGCAGUGUAACUUGUCAAAUGACACAGAGCUUCGACUUCAUCUCACUGAGCUGCAGUGUAACUUGUCAAGUGACUCAGAGCUUCGACUUUGGCUCACUGAGCUGCAGUGUAACUUGUCAAGUGACUCAGAGCUUCGAAUUCGGCUCACUGAGCUGCAGUGUAACUUGUCAAGUGACGCAGAGCUUCAACUUCGGCUCACUGAACUGCAGUGUAACUUGUCAAGUGACUCAGAGCUUCGCCUUCUGCUCACUGAGCUGCAGUGUAACUUGUCAAAUGACACAGAGCUUCGACUUCAUCUCACUGAGCUGCAGUGUAACUUGUCAAGUGACUCAGAGCUUCGACUUCGGCUCACUGAGCUGCAGUGUAACUUGUCAAGUGACUCAGAGCUUCGACUUCGUCUCACUGAGCUGCAGUGUAACUUGUCAAAUGACUCAGAGCUUCGACUUCGUCUCACUGAGCUGCAGUGUAACUUGUCAAGUGACUCAGAGAUUCGACUUCGGCUCAUUGAGCUGCAGUGUAACUUAUCAGGUGACUCAGAGCUUCCACUGCAGCUCACUUAACUGCAGUGUAACUUGUCAAGUGACUCACAGCUUCGACUUCGGCUCACUGAGCUGCAGUGUAACUUGUCAAGUGACUCAUAGCUUCGACUUCGGCUCACUGAGCUGCAGUAGCUGCAGUGAAACUUGUCAAGUGACUCAGACCCUCGAAUUCGGCUCACUGAGAUGCAGUGUAACUUGUCAAGUGACUCAGAGCUUCGACUUCGGCUCACUGAGCUGCAGUGAAACUUGUCAAGUGAGUCAGAGCCUCGAAUUCGGCUCACUGAGAUGCAGUGUAACUUGUCAAAUGACUCAGAGCUUCGACUUCGUCUCACUGAGCUGCAGUGUAACUUGUCAAGUGACUCAGAGCUUCGACUUCUGCUCACUGAGCUGCAGUGUAACUUGUCAAGUGACUCAGAGCUUCGACUUUUGCUCACUGAGCUGCAGUAUAACUUGUCAAGUGAUUCAGAGCUUCGACUUCGGCUCACUGAGCUGCAGUGUAACUCAUCAAGCGACUCAGAGCUUCCACUGCGGCUCACUUAACUGCAGUGUAACUUGUCAAGUGACUCACAGCUUCGACUUCGGCUCACUGACCUGCAGUGUAACUUGUCAAGUGACUCAGAGCUUCGACUUCGGCUCACUGAGCUGCAGUGUAACUUGUCAAGUGACUCAGAGCUUCGACUUCGUCUCACUGAGCUGCAGUGUAACUUGUCAAAUGACUCAGAGCUUCGACUUCGUCUCACUGAGCUGCAGUGUAACUUGUCAAGUGACUCAGAGAUUCGACUUCGGCUCACUGAGCUGCAGUGUAACUUAUCAAGUGACUCAGAGCUUCCGCUGCGGCUCACUGAGCUGCAGUGUAACUUGUCAAGUGACUCACAGCUACGACUUCGGCUCACUGAGCUGCAGUGUAACUUGUCAAGUGACUCAGAGCUUCGACUUCGGCUCACUGAGCUGCAGUGUAACUUGA